GGCUGUCAAGAUAGACACGGCGGCUGUCACUGGCUCAGCAGUCCAGUCUAGUCCAGUCCGCGAGGUGAUGCGUGGCUGGUGGACGUCGUUCAUUGUAAUGCCCAUCGCGUCGCAAUGUCUCUCCACGUACAGCUCAAGAACGUGUUGCUUGGCACGCUGCUUCUGGUCCUGGUAGCGGCCCAGGCUGACGGCUUCUCCUACGAGGAUCUGCCGGCGGUCGCGAUGGAGUACAAGGUGCACAUCGAUGCCGGCAAGGAAGACUGCUACUCGCAAUUCGUGAAUCCUGGCGCAACCUUCUACGUCAGUUUCCAGGUCCUGCGUGGCGGAGACAUGAAGGCUGGUUUUGCGGUGAGAAAUCCGGAAGGAGUUAUAGUUUUCCCUUACCAGUGGCGUGCCAAUGCCGAUUAUCAGGAACAAUCUAAAAACGGUGGCUAUUACACCGUGUGCAUCGAUAAUCAGUUCUCGAGAUUCGCCGCGAAGCUGGUGAACUUGUACAUUACUGUAAUAAGGUACGACAAAUGGCAGAAAUAUGCGCAAGAGCUGGAAGACUUGAAUCUUUCCGUCGAAAACUUCACGUCCACAAUCACAAACGUGGAGAGAAACAUCAAUGAGAUGCUGCAGACGCAGCACAGGAGCAGGAGCAGGGAGGCAAGGGAUUUGAAUUUGUUGCUGGACAACAAUUACUACGUGCAAGUGUGGUCGAUCGCGCAAGUGUUGGUCAUCACGGGGACGACUCUGGUGCAAGUACAUCUCGUUAGGAAACUGUUCGACGCAAAACCGUCUGGGCAUUCCAAGAUGCGCAUUUAAUGUAGCGCGUAUGAAACCGCAGAUGUCAAUUCUUCAUUCCGCGACAACAUCGUUCGAUAUCUUGUGAUAAAGCAAUUAAUUACUUGGCUAAGCCCACGUGUUAAUGUAACGUAUGAACGUCUUGAUUAAUGCGCCACGUUCUGCCACGUAUGAUUAAUACGUUUAUGCAUUAUCUUCAUGCAUCAUCUUUAUUGCGUCAAUUCAGUGUGCAAUGACCUCGAAACUGUCUUCACACAUCGAGAGCAUGAAAAGUUAGCGACAUUCUGAAAUUUGUCAAGUAGAACAAAUUUCUUGAUAAAACGAACUUCAAAUUCAUGGAAAACGUGAUGAAAUCCUCACGGCAAGAUUAUGUAUUCUCUAUCGAAUUCUCACAUCAUGUUACUUACGUAAGUUUUAGCUGCACCACAAUUUUUUUUAUUAUUCUUACGAAGAGAUUCCAGAUCACGAUAUCUUCUUUCUUUUCACCUGUAUUAUUACAUGUAUAUUAAUGUGUUUCGUAUAUUUACACUCGAAGCACCGUUUAAGACUGUAUUCUCGCAUUGCAUUUAUCAGAGCCACUUAUCUUCAUUAUCUAUGAAUAUUCAAUUAUUUUUAUUAGCUCUUGCUUAUUUAACUCCAGACUUACGCACGACCAAGUCGAACACAUUUAAGAAUAAAAAAAAGUUUAUGAAAUAACGUUUAUACUGCAUUUGUAUAAAAAUAAUAAACAAGUAAAUACCUUUGUUAUAAAA
Messenger RNA from Ooceraea biroi (clonal raider ant), 1538 nucleotides. RefSeq names its product transmembrane emp24 domain-containing protein 1. The record is from RefSeq and is a predicted model, not a curated record. Lineage: Eukaryota; Metazoa; Arthropoda; Insecta; Hymenoptera; Formicidae.